Elgaria multicarinata webbii is the source of this 1268-nucleotide messenger RNA. It is a transcript of the gene SBSPON, whose product is annotated as somatomedin B and thrombospondin type 1 domain containing. Bases 11 to 823 code for a protein of 270 amino acids. Lineage: Eukaryota; Metazoa; Chordata; Lepidosauria; Squamata; Anguidae. The record is from RefSeq and is a predicted model, not a curated record. The transcript is spliced from 5 exons.
AGACGGGAAGAUGGGGGCCAAGGUCGGGCCGGGCCCCGUGGCUUUCGUGGUGGCGCUUUUGGCGCUUGGGCGCCGGGCGGGGUCGGGCUGCGUGGAAGAGGGGCGCUGCUGCCCCGGGCGGGACCCGGCCUGCUCCAGCACCGGCUGGCGCGUCGACCGAGCCUACGGCACCUGCUUCUGCGACGAGGCGUGCAAGCGGACCGGCGACUGUUGCUAUGACUACGCCCAGGCGUGCCCAGCUCUUCCAUGCAUCAUUGGUGAAUGGAGUCACUGGAGUGGCUGUGCAAAGCAGUGUAAACCCAACUUCCGUAUGCGUACACGCGUCAUACAGCAGGAACCAAAAAAUGGUGGGGUUCCGUGUCCUCCACUAGAAGAGAAAGCUGGUUGCCUGGAGUAUACUACCUAUGAGGGGCAGGAUUGUGGAGAUGAGUAUGUUCCUGCAUUCAUAACUACAUCUGAAUAUAAUAAGGAUAGAAAAAAGAGAGCUGUAAACUCAAGGUGGUCUUCAGAAACAGAGGAUUCUAGGAGCUACUGUGUGGAAUUUAGAACAGAAUCAUUGUCUCCCCCUUGCUCUAUGGAGAAUCGCCCAUUUGCUCGUUGGAUGCAGUAUUUACAAGUAGGAUACACUGUGUGUGUAACCUGCCAGCCUCCAGCAAUGCGUACCGGUAGCCAUCGCUGUUCUGGAGAUGGUGUUGAUGCUGAUGGGAAUAAAGUUCUUCACUGGCAAGCAGUUGGCAAUCAUUUCUGCCAUGGAACAUGGAAAAAAGUUCAACAAGUGGAAGAAUGUUCAUGCCCUCUUGUACAUAGCUUUAUUUUUACGUAGCAGUUUUAACACAUACCUUUAAUAUCAUUAAUUGAAGCAAGAAAGCUACUGUGCUAUGGAUUUGUAUAACUAUUAGACACUGCAUUUGAACAAAUGAGAAGUCACAAUUUUGAACUCACACUCAGUCUUUCCUGCAGUGAUUAAAGCUGAACUAAUUAUACCAAGUUAUACUGUGCAUCUCUGAAGACAGAAGACGGAACUUCAGUUUAACUUUGCAUCAUAGUGGCCCACUGAAACGGAUGAGAUCCAGUCAUGUGCUUCUUUCCAUUUUAGUAGGGUAGUGAUUCCCAAAUGCAAGUGUUGCUUUGUCCACAGAGGAAAAAUCACUCAAAUGGAAAUUCCUGAGAUGAAUGAAAUACUGAAAUUCCAGAUAUGCAACCAGAUCACAUCAUUUAGAAGGCACAGAUUAAGUUGUUGGAGGCCUGCUUGCUACAAGUGAACCAAU